GGCUUUUUAGCUGGGAAGCCAGGAAGAUUGGAGGCUUCAAGCAGCGAUUGAGUCUGGUCGCGGCGGCUGGCAUCAUGUCCCGCGUGCCGGUGCCCUGUCAUGUGAAAGGCACUGUAACCCUGCAGGUGGGCGACGUACGGACUUCCCAAGGCCGGCCUGGCGUGCUGGUUAUCGAUGUCACCUUCCCCAGCGUUGCGCCAUUCGAGUUGCAGGAGAUCACGUUUAAGAAUUACUACACAGCCUUUUUAAGCAUUCGUGUCCGUCAGCAUGCCUCAACACACUCACCAGCAAAGUGGGUGACCUGCCUGCGGGACUACUGUCUGAUGCCUGACCCACACAGUGAGGAGGGAGCCCAGGAGUAUGUGUCUCUGUUCAAGCACCAGAUGCUGUGUGACAUGACCAGAGUACUGGAGCUGCGUCUGAUUCUACGGCAGCCAUCACCACUCUGGCUGUCUUUCACAGUGGAAGAGCUGCAGGUCUACCAGCAGGGACCAAAGAGCCCCUCCAUGACCUUCCCCAAGUGGCUCUCCCACCCAGUACCCUGUGAGCAACCUAUCCCCCUCCUUGAGGGUCUUCCAGACCCCAGCAGGGUAUCUUCUGAGGUGCAGCAGAUGUGGGCGCUGACAGAAAUGAUCCGGGCCAGUCACACCUCCACAAGGAUCGGCCGUUUUGAUGUGGAUGGCUGUUAUGACCUGAACUUGCUCUCCUACACUUGAGCAGUGGCUCCUAGCUGAGACGUUGACUGUUCAGUGCCCACCCAGGCUUGGUUUGGGCUACCAGAGUCAGAAGAGUAUAACCUGUGCAUUCCAAGUAUUGC
Messenger RNA from Sciurus carolinensis (gray squirrel), 817 nucleotides. It is a transcript of the gene Nicn1, whose product is annotated as nicolin 1, tubulin polyglutamylase complex subunit. Gene Ontology annotation, cellular component: nucleoplasm. NCBI's taxonomy places the organism in Eukaryota, Metazoa, Chordata, Mammalia, Rodentia, Sciuridae. The record is from RefSeq and is a predicted model, not a curated record. Bases 75 to 716 code for a protein of 213 amino acids. The transcript is spliced from 6 exons.